UCAAACCCCCAUAGGAAGUCGCUGCGCCACGUGACCAGACGUGGGGUAAAGCAGAGGGCUGAGACUUCGUGGACAAGCCGACGAGCUGUGGAGACGCUGAAUGAAAGGAACAUGCCUCCCUCACCACCAGACUCUUUGGGCUACAAACCUCUGGAUGGUGGUUGGGGCUGGAUGGUUGUGUUUGGGGCUCACAUUUCCAUUGGGUUCGCCUACUCCACGCCCAAAGUCCUGUCCAUUUUCUUCAAGGCCAUCCAAGAGGACUUAGGGGCCAGCUACAGUGAAAUAGCAUGGAUUUCCUCCAUCAUGCUGGCAGUCAUGUAUGCAGGCGGACCUGUGAGCAGUAUGUUGGUCAGUCGCUUUGGAAGCCGACCAAUAGUGAUGCUGGGUGGACUGAUGUGUGGGGUCUCUAUGGUAACGGCUUCUUUUGGGAACUCCAUCGUUUACAUCUACUUUUUCAUUGGCAUCAUUGGAGGUUGUGGACUCUCCUUAAAUCUGAAUGCAUCCCUGACCAUCAUCAGCAAAUAUUUCUUGGCCAGACGUCCUCUAGCCAACGGACUGGCCAUGGCUGGGAGUCCAGUGUUUCUUUGUUUAGUGGCCCCUCUAAACCAAUAUUUACUGGACAAGUUUGGCUGGAGAGGAAGUCUGCUCAUCCUCGGGGCUCUGAUGCUCAAUUGUUGUGUCGCUGGGGCCCUGAUGAGACCAGUUCUUCUGCCUUGUAACUCUUGUGCAUCACAGAAGAUGGUGGGAGAAGAGCCGAACAUGUGCAACACUAAGGUAAAAAAAGGCUGCAUGAAGGAGGCUAAGAACUUCUUAAAUGUGUCUUUAUUCAAGAAUCGAGGCUUCGUCUUUUACCUCAUAGGAAACAUGAUGUUCAUCUUCGGUGCCUAUGCGCCCAUCGUGUUCCUGCCUGCCUAUGCCAUCAGCCAGGGUGUAGAUGAGUACUCUGCGGCCUAUCUGCUCUCUAUUAUGGGCUUCGUGGACAUGUUUGUUCGUCCUGGAACCGGUCUGUUGGCCAACAGCAAGUGGAUCAGACCCAGAAUCCAGUACCUCUUCAGUUUUGCUAUGGUUUUCAACGGUACGUGCCACUUACUGUGCCCGCUGCUGAAUACCCAUGCCUUCCUGAUCGGAUACACAGUGUUUUUUGGUAUUGGCUUUGGAAUGGUCUUCGCCCUCAUAUUUGAAUGCCUGAUGGACCUGAUGGGAAGUCAGCGCUUCCCCAGUGCUGUUGGAAUGGUCACCAUCAUCGAGUGCUUCCCCAUGCUACUGGGACCCCCUACUGCAGGUUUACUGGUGGACAUCUGUGGCGACUACAAGUACCUUUUCUUCAUGUGCGGCUCUGUGAUCGUGGCAGGUGGACUCUUUCUCUUCGUGACAAACAUCUACAACUACCACAUGCUAGAUAAAGAGAAGAUGGAAAAGGACAGAGAGCAGAAGGAAAAACCCUCAGAGAACCAGGAGCAGGUGAGCCUCUCAGAGGUACAGAUAUAACCUACUCCUGAGGCAGUGAUGGAAGGAACUGAGCCCACAGCUAAAGAGUAGAAUCCACCGAGAUCCACGAAUUACACAGGAACACCAAAUUAAACAUAUGCCCCUGUUCAGCCUGGAUUCUAGGGGUCAUAAGUGUAGUGCUGCUGGAGCAGACAGGAUUCUGUCCAUUUUGCUUUCUCUAAGUGAGUAAAUGCAGCGUUUACAGUAAACCGUUUGAAAUUAUAUGUGCUGCCAAUAGAGGAGCAAUACAAUCAUAUGUAUAGCAGCAGCUCCCAGAGGCCUUUGGGCUGCACAGAAAAACAUCCCUCCACACAACAUUCAGUCCUUCUGCCUGUUUCUUUAUUUGUAAUGAAAGACACAUUACACCUUCAUGUUAAACCUGUGCUGCAUCCACAGAGCCUGCUGGGAACAAAAGCUUGUUUUCACACUCUGUUACAUGAGCUUGACCCUUUGCAACUUUUCCUCUUUGAUAGACCAGUGCGUUCACCAAGAACACUUCCCUAGUGCAGCCAACACUUGGUAAAAACAGCACCACUUUGGAUAUAGAUACAGCCUGGAAGCCAGACCAAUCAGCAGGCUCAUAUUUAUUCACCCUGGAAGAUGAGCCAGGCCCCCCUUCCCAUUCAGACUGGUUUCCGUCUGUCCUGUUACUGGUCGAGCCAACCACAGCCAUUUAUAUAAAACGGGGCGGGUUUGAUUUGAUGAGUGAUGAGUUGAUGAGAAGCACUUUUCCUAAAAACUAAGAUGGCUACUACUGUUGAAUCCAAUAGAAACACUGUUUAAUGAACAGGGUGGUAUAGUUUCUCUCAAAGAAAAACAACUACUGUUGGCUGUAGUCUGUUUACAUUUUUUUGUUACUCUGCACUGUCACGUUUGUUACUCUGAUUGGCUGUAGGUCUGAUCCCCCACAAGUGAAAACCCCCUGAAAAUAAAAAAAAAGGACAUAAGGAGUUCUUGACCCAUAAAUGACCUUCCAUUGCAUUCCAAACACAGACAUUUUAGUCAGCUCUUCACAAUAUUUUAUUUGUUUUUAAUUCAGAUUUUAAGUAUUAACUAAGUUCUGCAGGAAGCUCCAAUUAGCUACAUAGCAUUUACAUUUAGAACCUACCUCCAUGUCCACAGGCUGGUGAGAGAUGAUGAGAACAGUUGACUGUAGACAUGUAUUUUCUUUGGGAGGACUUGACAGUGAGAAGGUGCUUUAUGUAAAAAAUACUGUCUCACUGUCUUGGCUCAGUUAACCAUCUAUCUACUGUUGUCCAUUUGUUUGUUCGCACCCUAGAGGUCAGUUGAAGGAAAAGCAGUGUGUGCAGAUGACACACUGCUUCUUUUUUACCACUGCUCUUUAAUAGCUACCUCUGGAUUGUGUAUGUGAUGUGUUCCUUUGGCUGCACUGUAUUACAUUGAAUGACUGUGGCUAAUGAAGGCAGCUAGCCUCAAAAUGUCAGGGUAAGUCUCUGAUUGAAUGAAAUGCAGGAAUUGUUAAUUUUAUUCUGUUACGUGGUCAUCAUUUCUUUUCUGUUAGUGCUCACCGCUUGUAUCAGAUGAAUCUAAUCAAAAGAGUUUUCAGUGCCCAUAUUGUGUUUUUCAUGCUUUUCCUUUUACUUUGUCAAACAGCUUUUAACUGAAUAUAAAAGUUGUGCUCCCACAGCAAAUGCUGAUCACGAACAUCCUGAAACGCCCUGUUUGCAUUCCUUUCCAUAAAGCGUCAGUCAUCAUAAGAUUCCCACCUCCAGGCAGUUUUUACUCUGAUGUAGAUAUUACACAGUUCUAAUGUUGCAUAUGAAAUAUCAGGGCUACAAAAUAAAAACUGUGAAACGUUUUGUUUGGUCUAUCAGCUGGUUCACAAGAACAGACACUGUUACCAACAUUGCUACAAUGGCAAGGUGGGUGGAAGAGGAAAAUGAUGAAGCAGUCAAUGUGGGCGCUUUAAUUGUUCUGGUGUUAACUUAACAGGACCGGCACCAGAUAUUUUGCACAAGAGUGUACUUUUAUAAAAUCAGCAAUAAGUUUUGUUCAUGAAAUACUUAAACUGCUAUUGAAGACAUGGAGGUUUUUCCUCCUGUAUUUACUGUCAAUUAAUGUUACAUUCAGUUCUGAAGUGUGCAAUAAACAUUCAGUAACCUG
This is a messenger RNA of Paralichthys olivaceus (Japanese flounder), 3612 nucleotides long. RefSeq names its product monocarboxylate transporter 2-like. Lineage: Eukaryota; Metazoa; Chordata; Actinopteri; Pleuronectiformes; Paralichthyidae. Gene Ontology annotation, biological process: monocarboxylic acid transport; transmembrane transport. Gene Ontology annotation, molecular function: monocarboxylic acid transmembrane transporter activity. Gene Ontology annotation, cellular component: plasma membrane. The record is from RefSeq and is a predicted model, not a curated record.